Messenger RNA from Perca flavescens (yellow perch), 603 nucleotides. RefSeq names its product complement C1q-like protein 4. The transcript is spliced from 3 exons. The record is from RefSeq and is a predicted model, not a curated record. The coding region runs from base 1 to 603 and encodes 200 amino acids. Gene Ontology annotation, molecular function: protein binding. NCBI's taxonomy places the organism in Eukaryota, Metazoa, Chordata, Actinopteri, Perciformes, Percidae.
AUGAAGAUCUCUGUGAGUUUUACGCUGUGGCUGCUGCUCGGCGCCGUCUCCCCAAGCGAAAGUACCGAUUAUCAGAAGACUUUUCCUCAAGACAUCUACGCUGCGCUGAGAGAGAUGACCGCCUCGUUGGUUCAACUGAAGGCUGACGUGAUGACGAUGCAGAGAGAAUUCCUGCAGACUCAAGGCCGACAGGUUGCGUUCUCAGCCUCUCUGUUGGUUGGCGGCCAAGCAGCAAAUUUAGGACCCUUUCCCUCGCCCCCUACCCUGGUCUUCCAAAACGUUAUCACCAACAUCGGAAAUGCCUACAACUCAAGCUCAGGUGUGUUCACUGCCCCGGUGAGAGGAGCGUACAACUUUGAGUGGACAGUCGGUGCAUAUGGAGACGGCAGCCACGGUUCAGCUGCUUGGUUGGUCAGGAACUCAGACCAAGUUUUCAUGGCAUACGAGUAUCAGACAUCCGGUUUUAUGAGUUCCUCUAAAGCCGUUACGCUGCUGCUGAAGGUGGGAGACGUUGUGUCUGUGCAUCUGGCGGCUAACACUUUGGCGUUUGACAAUGACAAUCACCACACCACCUUCAGUGGGUUUCUGCUGUUCCCCAUGUGA